CGUAAUCUUGGCUGACAGCGUAGCAACAGUUAAAACAAGAAAGUACAUGACCAACAAGCUGGCCACUCUGAAACUCUCCCUAAGACAGAAAUCGGGGAAAAGCUCGCCAAGUUCAAUCAAGUUGUACAAAGUAACCGCUGAUGUUGUCUUUUGCUUUGGGUUGAGGACAAAUCUUGGAGGUG
Candidula unifasciata is the source of this 182-nucleotide messenger RNA. NCBI's taxonomy places the organism in Eukaryota, Metazoa, Mollusca, Gastropoda, Stylommatophora, Geomitridae. The record is from the annotation of a GenBank genome assembly.